ACGCAAAAAAGACUUGUGGCACAAGGAAUUCGAAUCAAUCAAGGAAUUCCUACUAGUGAGAAGCCCUACAAAUGUAGGGAGUGUGGGCAGGCCUUUAAAUACGGUUCACGACUAACCCAGCAUGAGAAUAUCCAUUCUGGCAAGAAGCCUUAUGAAUGUAAAGAAUGUGGGAAGGCCUUCAAUUCUGGCUCAAAUUUCAUACAACACCAGAGGGUUCAUUCAGGUGAGAAACCUUACGAAUGUAAAGACUGUGCUAAAGCCUUCAGUCGGAGCUCACAGCUCAUUGAGCACCAGCGAAUCCAUACCGGGGAGAAACCCUAUCAAUGUAAGGACUGUGGCAAGGCCUUCAAUCGGAUCUCGCAUCUUAAAGUCCAUCACAGGAUUCAUACCGGUGAAAAGCCCUACGUGUGUAAGGAGUGUGGGAAGACCUUUAGUCAUAGGUCUCAGCUGAUUCAGCAUCAGACUGUUCACACUGGCAAGAAACUCUUCGAAUAAGACUGUGGGAAGGCUUUUAACCAAGGAUCCACUCUUAUCCGACAUCGGCGAAUUCAUACUGGAGAGAAACCUUAUGAGUGCAAGGCAUGUGGCAAGACCUUUCGAGUGAACUCGCAGCUUAAGCAACAUCAGAGAAUUCACACCGGGGAGAAACCCUACCAGUGUACGGUGUGCAGUAGGGCCUUCAAGCGGGUCUCACAUCUCACGGUCCAUCAUAAAAUCCAUACCCAUGAGAAGCCAUACGAGUUCAAGGAAUGUGGGAAAGCUCCAGCCAUUGCUCACAACUGA
Peromyscus leucopus (white-footed mouse) is the source of this 783-nucleotide messenger RNA. RefSeq names its product zinc finger protein 582-like. NCBI's taxonomy places the organism in Eukaryota, Metazoa, Chordata, Mammalia, Rodentia, Cricetidae. Gene Ontology annotation, biological process: regulation of transcription by RNA polymerase II. Gene Ontology annotation, molecular function: RNA polymerase II cis-regulatory region sequence-specific DNA binding; DNA-binding transcription factor activity. The record is from RefSeq and is a predicted model, not a curated record.